GAAAAACAGAAGAGAUGACUAAAACCCUGUCAGGCAUUACUUUUCCAUUUGGUUUUAAAAGAGCCUUCUAAUUCAGGGGGCCUUUUUUGUACAAUUAUGAAACCUUUCAUUGUACUAGCACUCUGCUGUAGUUUUUUCUCUAGCAGAGCCGACCCUCUUCCAUUUGAGUUUUUAGACUGUGAUGACCCUGAUGUCUUUAAAGCUGUCGACACAGCACUGAAGAAAUACAAUGGAGACAGAGCAACUGAUAAUCAAUUUGCUUUAUACAUGGUGAUGGAAGCCAAGAGAACUGCAGGUCUUGACACACAAUUCCAUGUGAAAUAUCGAAUACAAGAAACCAUUUGUGCCACUGAGGAAAACAAACUCUGGCAAGACUGUGAUUACAAAGUAUCUACAGAGGCUAAAACAGGAGAAUGCACAGCUCAAGUUCACAUGAAUAACACUGAAGAAACAAGUAAUGUUUUGCAAAAUUGCAAAAUUUUUCCAGUUACACCGAAGAUAACAGUUGCUAAGGCUACAUGUCUUGGAUGCUUCCAUCCUAUAUCAAGUGACAGUUUAGAAGUGUCAGAAAUUCUGAAACAAGCCAUUCAAAAGUUUAACAGGCACAGCAAUGAACCUGCCCUUUUUAAGCUUGUGGAAAUAAAAGAAGCCAAAAUACAGGUGGUAGCUGGAUGGAAUUACGUAAUUAAAUAUGAUAUUGAGGAGACUAAUUGCUCCAAAGACCAAUUUCAAGAUUUAACUCCAGAGUGCAAAAUUACUUCUAGAGGUCAUAUAGGUAAAUGUGAUGCCAAAGCAUAUGAAAAUCUUCAUGGGCAGAUGGUAGAUAUUGAAAGCCAAUGCAAGUUUCCAGCUGAAGACAAGGGAAUUCAUGACGCUUGCUCUGGUUGUCCGACGACUAUCCCAAAAGACAGUCCAGAACUGAAGGAACUACUGAAGGUUUCUAUGGAGAAGUAUAAUUCAGAGAGCAAUGAUGAUUUCUACUAUAAAGUUGGAGAAAUAGAAACAGCGACAGUUCAGGUGGUUGCAGGAGCAAUCUACCGUAUACAUUUUGCAGUCCAGAAGACAAACUGCUCAAAGAAAGAGUUCAAAAAACUUCAUGAAGACUGUGAAGCCACAUCAGGCAGUGCACCAUUGCUAUGCGAAGCACACAUUUAUGUGAUUCCAUGGGAGAAUAAAACCUUUCCCCAGGUUAACUGCUCUAUUGAACGGUCAAUGGGUGUAUUUCUAAGAAGGCCUGCUGGAUUCACACCUUUCCGAAGCUUUGCUAUGCUAGAACAGCCACAGUCUCAUACAAAUAAAGAAGAAAGGCAAAGACCUGGUGAAGAAACAAGACAAGAUGAUGGACAGGAAACAGAAGGUGAAGGUGAACCAGAGCAUAAACAUGGGCAUAAACACAGGCAUAAAUAUGGGCAUAAACACAAGCAUGGAUAUAGAAAGGAUCAUGAGUCUGACACAAGGCAUAGGCAUGAAAUUGGUUGUAGGCACAGAACUGGCCAUGGGUGUGGGCAUAAAAGCCCACAUGGUAAACAUAAACAUCCAAACCCCAAAUCUUCUGAGGAGUCCAAUGAGAGGGUUUUUAAUCGAAAUGAAACCCUCCCAUCAUCCAGUGCUGAAACAGCAUCAGAGCUAGUUAAUCCAGGGGUUGCAAGAAAGGAAAUCAGUACACCUGCAGAACCACUAAUUCUUCCUCAUACUUCUUUACUUAAUGGGUUGCCAGGUCGCCCAGAAUCUCCUCCUCCCAGAUGUCCUGGAAAACCAUGGAAACAAAUUAUGGACCUUCCAGCUCCUCCUACCUUUCCCAGAGAAUUCACAAAUGAGGAUCUCUUGCUUUCCACAGUAGAAAACAUCAAUCCAGCAACAGAAACCUCAACACCUCCCCCAAAAAAAGAGAAAGACCUUGAUCUCUCAGAUGCCUUACAAUAAUUCAAACAUUGUAGGAUUCAUUUCAGAAAUCAUACAUAGAAAAAUAAGAAAAAUACUGCCUUUUGAAAUGUAUAAAAUAUGAAGAGGCAAAAGCUCCUAUUCUGUCAGCUAAGAUACUCAAGUAGGUCACCGGUACUUCUGCAGACCUAAGACCAUACAGCAAUACUCUAUAUUUGCAUAUAUUUACAAAGAUGUAAAUCAGGCAGUGGCACCAAUGAUUCAGAACAAGCCUAGUAAAAGGACCAGGCAAGCCAAUAGCCUUCUGCUGCAGAAGUUACAGUUGUAUCUCAUAUACCUCAAGUUGCUAUAAAUGUAAAGAGAAUCACUGCAUCAAAUUUUACCAUGUUAUAGAGUCAUAGAAUCAUGGAAUCAUAGAAUCAUUAAGGUUGGAAAAGACCUCUAGGAUCACAGAAUCACAGGUUGGAAGGGACCUCAGGGAUCAUCUAGUCCAACCUUUCUAGGAAGAGCACAGCCUAGACAAGAUGGCCCAGUACCCUGUACAGACGACUCUUAAAGGUGUCCAAUGUGGCCGAGUCAACCACUUCCCUGGGGAGAUUAUUCCAAUGGUUGACUGGCCUCACUGUGAAAAAUUUUCCUCUCGUGUCUAAUCGGAAUCUCCCCAAGAGCCACUUGUGCCCGUUCCCCCUUGUCCUCUCCAUGUGACUCCAUGUAAAAAGGGAGUCUCCAUCUUCUUUGUAACUGCCCCUUAAGUACUGGUACAUUAAAUCCAACUGUCAACCCAACACUACCAUGCUUCCUAAACCAUGCCCUGAAGUGUCGCGUCUACACAUCUUAUGUUUAAAAUAACGGCACAAAGAAUUUUGCAGAUUAUGUGAAGAAUCUCAACCAAAUAUGGAUAAGACAAAAGCAUGCCAAUAUAAAGCAAGGAUGCUGUUUUUAGAUAGGCAGAAUAACAUUUAUCUAAUUUACUGGAUUUAAUCUUUUAAAGAACAAAAUAAAAUAAAGGAACCCAUUUUACGUGUCAA
Messenger RNA from Phalacrocorax carbo (great cormorant), 2909 nucleotides. The record is from RefSeq and is a predicted model, not a curated record. Lineage: Eukaryota; Metazoa; Chordata; Aves; Suliformes; Phalacrocoracidae.